Molecule: messenger RNA, 1473 nt
Organism: Serendipita indica DSM 11827
Lineage: Eukaryota; Fungi; Basidiomycota; Agaricomycetes; Sebacinales; Serendipitaceae
Source: the annotation of a GenBank genome assembly
AUGCGCGUCGACCAAGAUUGGUUUGCCAGCCGUGGUUACGUUCAAACUUCUUGGCCUCUACCACCACCACUCUUUUCCAGCGGGAUGAGUGCGGGCAAUAUUGCCGAUUCGUCUGCGAUAACUUCUACGACUUCAUCUUCUACUACGUCUACUACGUAUACAACGUCUACAGCCUCAGUUACUAGGACUAUAUCCACAAGAUUCGCUAGCAGCUCUAGCAGUAGCUUUCCUACCAUUCUUACAGAACCGCCUUCAACUUACAGUAGCACUCUCUCUGGAAACCUCUACACCGUAUCCGCCGGCAACAGGCCGGUCAUAGCGACCUUGCAGACCUCCGAUAUCACCUACUGUGCACCAGCUACCGUCUCUUGGGAAGGUGGAAAUGGCCCAUGGACCAUCCGACUCGCAGCCGUCGACUCGGACCAAAGUUGGUUGUCCCCCCCCAACUGGGUCUCGAACUCGACAACUUCACAACAUUCUAUUACAGUCUUCAAUAACAUUGCACCCAAGUAUUUACUUGUAGAUAUCACGGAUUACUACAACACCAGCUUUUCCAAAGCAUUGCCUGUUUCGGGUGCGAAUGGUCCAUGUCUUGUGGGAAACGGAUCCGUGGCCGAUUCGUCGACAUCAAGUACAGGAUGGAAGUCGCCCCUGACACCUGGUGCCGUGGCCGGGAUUGUCUUGGGUUGCAUCGUCGGAGUAGCGAUUCUGUGUCCCCUUCUAUGGAGAUGGAUAUUGGCAUCAAGACGCCCACGGCCACCACGCGCUCUCGUCGUUCCCUAUGAGCAACGUGACCUUGCAGGGGACCGACGCAGCGUCCGAAGCGGUCAGACAUCUCGAUGGAGUACCUUUACCGGCCAGACCGCUGCCCAACCGGGCAAUGCGCUACACACGGAUAUUCAAGGCAUGGAAGAAGGCCGCACGCCCAUUAGCGCGCCCACAAUGAAGCGCGCCAAAGGUCAAGCAACCCAACCUCCCGUCUCGGCUUCCCUCCAGUCGCUUCCCACUCCAUCAGCGCCCGAAAGCGAAACUCCGUCUGCAUCGGAUGAGCUGGAUCAAUUGGGUCCGGGUACAGAAAUGACAGAAUCAUCGCCCUCGAUGAUACGAGACCGGUCUUCCAUCUAUGACCAAACGCACUCGGGAACUGGUUCGAUGAGAUCGCCAUUUGAUGAUGAUCAGUCAGCAGUGACACUCUCAGUAGGUCAGAAUCCAGACGAAAAGACGGCGACCCCCCUCAAGGCAAUGUGGCCACCGCGAGAACGACUGGCGGACGCUAUUGCGGCGAUAAGAAACGGAGAUCACUCUCCGUUAUCUGCACAACCUGCAAACGGUGGCGAAGCAUCUCCUCUUUCGACCCGCGAUUUGGAAACGCUGGCCGACUUGGUCGCGGCCCGUCUCACGCAGAGAGCAGGGUCGUCGACGGGCAGAACACGCUCGUCGAAUGGCAGUGAACUGCCGCCAAGGUAUUCGUAA